UUUGUUAGUCAAGGCAAUGACCUCCACUGGCCAGCCGGAGACAACAGUUGGAGACAAGCCGCAGGCGAGAGUUUUAGCAUGCCCGGAGGUUCCUCCUCUCGUGCUGCCUCACUAUACUGACAAAGGGUCAGCCUUCGACCCUCCCCAUUGCUCCUACCACAGCCUGGGCCACUGUCUGCGCACCAACAUCUUUCCAGGAGCUCCUCCGGUGUGGAAGUCCCUGAUAUAAGACUCCUACAUCGGUCACCCCUUGCCCGCCCCUCCUACAGACACCCAGCGUUGGUACGGCCUCAGGACUGAUGCCAUUGAAUCCCGCACCACCUGAUGGAGUCAGCAGGAGCAGCUGCCAACCCCCUUCCAUCGAUGGAGGAACGUGUCCUCCAUCAUACCACCGCCUUCCAUCGGAUAGGAUUGGCGAUGGAGAGAAUGGACCGAUGGGAGAGGAGUGGAAUGGCCCAGACACACGGCCGAUCGGUGCUGGGGGGGCCGUCUGGGAGUUGAGAGGGCAGGCGGAACACUUCUCGGUCACCCCAGUUAGACAGGGGCGGUAAUGAUGUGGUCCAUGCUUCACCUGCUGUUCCUGCUGUCUGUCCCACCAGGCUUCACUCACAACCUCCAAGGACUGUUUUGUGUGAAUGACUACAUCAACAACAUCGCCUGUGUGUGGAACAGCUCGGGAAUAGAUCCAGAUGUGGCCUGCCAGCUCCUCGGUACAAGAGAAGACUAUGAAAACAAUUUUUUCCAGAGUGGUUGUGAUCUCAAACCCUUGGAAGGUCAUUAUUUUGGAGGCUGCAGUUUUGUCUUUAAGGGCCAUUAUUUCAGUUCAAACGAGAACCUCCCCAGCAUUAAGGUGGAGUGUAACGGGUCUGAGGCGGCAAACCUCAUAAAAUACACACCUAUCGAACACAUUAAGAUGCAUCCUCCUGGUAUCCCGCUCAUCAUCAAUGGGACAAAUGCCACCUGGACUGCUGGUAGUCCGCUGUCUAAGAAGAUCUUUGCAUAUGAGUUCCAGGUGAAGGUGAAGAGGGAAGACCAGCUAUGGGGGGAGGCCAAGAAUUUUACCAGACCAAAGCAGGAACCGUGGAUGGAGCUGGGUGUGGAGGAGAGUGGGAUUCAUCACAUCAGGGUGAGAGUCAAGCCGACCCAGCCCGCCUCUAGCCACUGGAGUGAGUGGAGCCCCACUGCAUCCUGGACAUCAGAGGGUGAGGUCUCACCAACCUUUGUGCAGUCCCCGGACCUGGCUUUGUGGCUGGUGUUGAGUGGUGCGCUUUUCACUCUCAUCAUUGUCAUGUUGUUAGUCUUCUACAAAACACAUAUAAACAAUAGGAAACACCAGUAUGUGCCUGACCCCGCCAAGUACUUCCAGCCACUUAACUCUGUCCAUGGUGGAAACUUUCAGAAAUGGCUGAGCCCUUUGUUUGCUCCAGAGUGCUUCAUCACCGCCCAGCCCGGCGAGGACAUCUCCCCUGUGGAGGUGUCUGGAACAGAAGUCUGGGACGUCACCGACUCCACCAGCUCCACCACCGCAGCCUUCCUCCUACACUCUGACCCCAACACCCUCUCUGAUGGCUGGAACAGCAGCGGCCAGUCCUCCUGCUUCUCCAACAUCGGCUACUUCUACCCCAGCGGCCUCCGCAUCGAGUCUUGUCCCGUCUACUUCACCUACCAGGGGGACCACAGCUCUCUCUACGCCACCACCACAUCCUCCUCCUAUGAGCUCUUGGAACUUCUCGGUCGGCUGCAGAGGGAGCCCCAGAGCCCAGACUCUGGUUUCGGCAUGGAGAGCGUAGAGGGGAAGGACCAGGUGGAGGAGGAAGGAAAGGGUAAGAAGGAAAGGGAUAUGGCUCCAGUUGACCAUCAUUCACCCCCUCCUCUUGUCCUACCAGUCCCCCUGCCUGCUGGAAUCCCUCCAGGCCCUCACCAUCCCCCGAGUCUCCCUCAACUCCCCCUUCAUAAUCCUGAGACUAACUCUGCCAUGGCGCCUAGCAGCAGUUACAAUGCCUGGCCAGUAGAGGCUGCUCUAGGCAGAUCCUCCUCAAUGACAGUGGAACCCAGUUGUAGCGGCUAUUUAACCAUUAAUGAGCUGCAGAAUACCUACAGCAACAAGUCUAUUUGAACAAUCCAUUUUUUUCACUGAAUUUACAUUUUAGUUGAGCUGUUGAACUUAUUCUUCAUGCAAACUAUGACACAAGGCUCAGAUAAUGCAGGUACAAAAUCAUUUUUUGUAGUUUAUUUGUAUUUUAUAUACAUUUUGUAUAUUACUUGUAUUACUAUUGAGGCAGCUGGUUUGCCAAUGCGUUGUUACUUUAUCUCAGAUAGUUAGUGCUGCUAGUUGUUUUUGUCUUUAAAUGCGUUCACUGACAGCUUGUUUGUAUGAAGAUCUGAAUAAAACCUCUGGCAGAAGA
Messenger RNA from Oncorhynchus kisutch (coho salmon), 2405 nucleotides. RefSeq names its product interleukin-2 receptor subunit beta. Gene Ontology annotation, cellular component: external side of plasma membrane. The record is from RefSeq and is a predicted model, not a curated record. NCBI's taxonomy places the organism in Eukaryota, Metazoa, Chordata, Actinopteri, Salmoniformes, Salmonidae. Gene Ontology annotation, molecular function: cytokine receptor activity. The coding region runs from base 551 to 2116 and encodes 521 amino acids. The transcript has 13 exons. Gene Ontology annotation, biological process: cytokine-mediated signaling pathway; immunoglobulin mediated immune response.